Molecule: messenger RNA, 1926 nt
Organism: Saccharomycopsis crataegensis
Lineage: Eukaryota; Fungi; Ascomycota; Saccharomycetes; Ascoideales; Saccharomycopsidaceae
Product: protein phosphatase regulator GIP1
Exons: 1
Coding region: 1-1926 (641 amino acids)
Source: RefSeq, a predicted model, not a curated record
AUGCACUCAAGUCCCCGCUCUAUUUUCUCGACUUUAUCCACCACGGACUAUUAUAAUGGCCACAAGUCCUGCUGGAAAAGAAAAACUCGAUUUAAAAAGCUUAACUCUAGAGCAUCAGGAAUUUUUGACGUUUUCAAACGUCACAGAAAGAAUUAUCCCAAAGACCCGAUUAUUUUAUCACCAAAUUCUUCCAACUUUUCCGAAGAUUCAUAUUCCAAAUCCAACAAAGACUCUUCUUCAAACAAUGAAUUGUGCGAUUCGGAUUCAGUGUCAAACCAAAAUCCCGUCAAUAUUCACCAGAAUAUUCAAUUUUGCUCAGAACUCAUAGAUCAGUUAUUUUUUGAUAGUGAUGAUGAGGAUUUGAACAUUUAUGAUUUCGAGCCAAUAGCGGAUCUCUUGGAAGAUUCCGAUAACUCUUCCAACCCAUUUGCUUUCUUUUCUCCGGCUAUUUCAAAAGGGAAGCUUCGCUCAAGUCAACGAAAAAUUAGAGAACAAGGCUGGCUUAGCUUAGGGUAUAAAAAAAAAGAAAAUAAUACAUCGCCAAUCUCAAUCUCAAACUAUAUUACAAGCACUAGACGCAAUGCGUUCAGUAAUGAAAGAGAGCCGAAAAGAGUAUUAGAAAGAUCAUGGAGAAGAAAAUUCGCACAAGAUUCGAGAAUACUUCAUUCUUUAAAAAGCUCUUUAAAUGAGGGUAAAGAGAACCCUCAUAGAAAAAAAACAAAUAACGAAAAUCUUCCAAUUCAUUGCGAGAAUGAUAUGGAACAAUCUGAAGAUAAAAAAUAUAGCUGCUACGAGACCUUCAAAAGUGUGCCUCAAAAAAUAGAUAAAAUUGUUCUAUUAGGAACUAAAAGCUCAGAUAUUGUCACUGAAGAGUUUGGAAUUAAGCCAGAAUCUGAUAUUUUUUCUGAAAUAACUCGGGUAGGAUCUACAUUUACCAAUUUUUCUUCCGUGAAUGAGUCUUCGAUAAAUGAUCCAGACGUUGUAAUGAAAUUCUGUGACAAAAUGGCUGGUAGUAAUAUUUCAGAUCAAGAAUGUAAUUCCAAGAUGAGCAAAAGCAGUAACUUCCAUCAGUUUUUGAAAAAUGAUGAAGAUUUAGACUCUAUUUUAUCAGUAGCCAGUGAAGGAACGGCAGCAUCAAGCAUUCCGUUAACUUUUUUUGAAGAUACUAUCGAUGAUAGUUCAAUUUCAAGUGAGAAAAAUAAGUCAGAAGGAAGUCCUUAUUCAAAUUCCAAGGUCUUUGAUUUGAUGAAAAGCGUUUUGGGCAAAAUCAAUUUAUCGGCAACAAGUACGAGUCCAAGUCCUCCAAAUCAAGGCAUUAAUGAGAUUUCAAUGAUCGUUGAUGUUCCAACGUUUAGAAAUUGUAAUGACGACAUUCGGAAUAUUGCUGAUAAUUUGAAUGAGGGAACUAUCAGACAUGAAGAUAUAGACACGGUUUUUGGGACAGCAAACAAUUUCAGUUCAAGUGCUCAGUCAACCAGUUCAAUUUCACAAAUUGAUAUUUUGUUACAAGAAUCUGUUUUCUUUGGUCAGAAGAAAAAAGUCAAGAAGAGCACUUCCAUUCAAUUCAAUAAUACUUCCCAAUUGUUAAUUUAUGAUGAAGAUGAAUAUGAAGAUAUGACAAAAAGUAUUAGAAAGAGAAAUACAAAGACUUCAUCCUCGUCAUCUUUAAAUUUGAAAUCCGGCUCGACGUUAAUCAUGAACCACGAAAAACCAGUAACUACAAUAUUAAAAAAUAAAAAGAAUGUUAAUAAAGAAAGAGAAAAAAGCAGGGCAAUGGAUUGCGAUGAUAUUAGUGUUGAACAUUUUUUUAUGUGUUUUGAAGAACAUGAGAAGCUGAGAUUAAGCAAUGAAUCAAAAUUAAGUGAUGAGAGGAAAAGACAAAUUUACAAGUACUUUCAAGAUUUCAAAGAGAGAAAGAAUAUAUAA